CAGAGGGCAGUUCCUGACUGUGAGUCAUCACUGGUGCCCAGACUGCGAACACAGACUCAAAAUUGCAUGUGAAAAGAGGGGCUGCUCUUUUGACUCUUACAUGCGUGAAGUUGGUCUUCUGGACUUGCUCUGAACAUACUUUUCCGAGUUUAUCCCGAUAUAUCAUUGUGCUGGAUGUUUAGAAUGGAUCACAAAGGCUGAGUCACAUGUGCUGCCUGAGGACACCGGCAGAGCCCUGACAUUGCUGUAAACCAAACUCAGGUCACUUCAGUGUUAUUCGUAGUAGAAACACAUCCCAAUCCCAACAUGGCUGCUGCUGCACUUGUCACAGAGAACUUCAAGUUUGUCUCCCUCUUCUUCAAGAGUAAAGAUGUGAUGAUCUUCAACGGUCUGAUUGCUCUGGGCACUGUGGCCGGCCAGACUGCGUACAACGUUUUCGCCUUUAACUGUCCAUGUUCCGCUGGGAGGAACUACCGCUAUGGCCUGGCUGCCAUUGGUGUUCCAGCGUUGGCGUUUUUCCUCGUGGGAAUAAUGAUGAAUAAGAGCACAUGGGACCUGGUUUCCGAGUGUCGGCUUAGAAAAUGCCGGAAGCUCUCAGGAGCCGCAGCCUUUGCGCUGCUGGGAACCAUCAUCGGCCGAGCUGUGGUGGCUCCGCUAACGUGGACGGUGAUCUCUCUGCUGCGGGGACAGGCAUACACAUGUGCCCUCAGUGAGUUUGUUGACUGCAGUACACUGAAGGGCUUCCCCCAAGAUCAGGGGUCAGAGGUCAUGGCCAAAUUCCCCUGUCAAGAAAGUGUUCCAGUGGAGCUGCAAGGCUUCUGGCCUGAAAUUGAACGGCAACUGAAAUACGAAUCUCAGCUGAUAGGCUGGCUCCUGGUGGCGGGGAUGUCUCUGAUGGUGUUCCUGAUGCUGUGUAUGAAGCGCUGCACCUCUCCCCUCGGCUACAUACAGGAGGACUACUGGUCUCAGUACCGCUCGAGUGAAAAGACCCUCUUUGAGCGCACAGCAGCUGUCCAUGCCCGCCUCCUGGCUGCAGAGAACAUCAAGAGCUUCUUCGGUUUUGUGGCACUGGAGAAGGAAGAGAAGGAGCAGCUGGUUGAACAUCAGAGUGCUACUCCUAUCUGCAGCACUGACUGGAACAGAGUGACUGGUGUCUACCUCUACAGAGAGAAGAAUGGAUUGCCUCUGUACAGCAGGCUCAACAAAUGGGGCACAUAUAACCAGGAGGAUAACAUGGAGGCCAUGGACAAAGAGAUGGACAUGCUCACCCUCAGCUGACAGUGUGACCAUAAAGACAUCAGUAUGCUUCAGACAGAAUGCUUGUUUGAUCAUUCAUCUACGUCUACAGCCUCCCACUCCUGUCCCAUUUCAGAACUGUUUCUGACAACUUUAGUUACUUUCUGAAAGUGCAAUUAAUGAUCACCAACAAUACUCCUGCCGCUUUGUGUACUUCAUAAGUUCUGGUUUGUUUGAAGCAUACUGAACCCUUUUGUCAUCAGUGCAAUUUGAGGUGAGCUCAGGCAGUGAGGAAGUGAAGUCCAGGCAUCAGGCAUGGUCAUUUACGAUCAGUAUUUAACAGGGCUUUAAGGGCCAGAUCAGAUAGGUCACGGUUUCUCCAGGUGUCUUUUUACAUUUGUUUUCUAUGGUCAGGUUUUGCAAACUGCUAAUGUGCUCAAAGCACUUUGUUUCUUGGAGCAGAAUACCCCUGAACACCUCAACUCAGAGAAGAAAAGCGCUCAAAGUCAUUUUUGCUUUUCUAAUUGUUCAACUGGAUGCAUUGAGAGGCAGACCUUAAAUAGCUUGAAAAAAAAAACUACUAUGGAGUAGAAACUAAGUCUGGCUGUUUCUAGUUACAUGGAACUACGUGACUUUACAUAUUGACAUUAGCAAAGUUUGAACAACAAACAAGCAUUUAUGUGCUGUUUUGUCAACAGUUCUAUAAAAAUGAACUGCGCUGCUUUCUGCACCCGAUGGUGCGGGUUACAAAAUGUUAGACACAACACACAGCCUUUUUUGUUGUAGAAAAAAGGAACAAAAAGCACAUUUGUUCAAGAUAUUCUGUCAACUUUUAAAAGUGCCUUCAUUAAUCAACUGAACUCCAAAAAGUGUGGCUGUGUCUCUGCACUCGGAAUCUGUCACAGUGCUCCAUGUGUAGAUCCACUCCAACCAUCCCAGGAUGACACUUUGUGGUCUUGAAUAUGUCACAUAUUCAACCUUCAUAUGAAUGGGCUUUGUAAAGUUCAUAAUUUAGAACCCUUUGUAAGCUUUUCACUCUUUCAUUAUCCUCCCAACAUCUGGCUUGGCCUUGAUAUUGCUCAAAAAUAUCCAUUACUUGUUUCAAAAUACAGUGAUGCCUGUAUUUCUGUGUAGUUGUUUUAUACAAUAACAAGACCAGUCGUCCUUGACAGUUUUCCAUACUCUCUGAAGACCCGAUCUAACUGCAGAAAUCACAUCUGGAUACCUUCAGGUUUACAAGGCAAUGGGAAGAGACUAGACUGCUCAUACAUGUGCAGCAUCCUUUCUCUUAGGGUCCCCAAACACUAGCAGUUGUUUCUUCUUCUUCUUUUGACUAGAUUUGCAUUUCUGUUUUUGCAGGGUGAAGAUGUUUUUUUUGUAUUUUGUCUAUUUGCAUGUGGUUUCUUAAAUUGCAGUCUGUUAAGCUCUUAGGGCCAUUCCACUAAAUGACCUAAAAAUUUAUGUAAAGUGCGGGUGAUACUGGAGUAGCUUGUUGGUGUCAGCAAUUUGGUGAAUUAAGUGUACCUGAACUCCAAAACACUUCAAAACACAUCAAAUAGCCUUUUUGGUGAAGAGAAAACAUUAUCAAUUCAGUCGGCUAAUGUUUCAUGUUAGCAUAAGGCUAAGUUGGAUUCACUCACACCUUGCUAAUGUUAAAUUGCUAAUGCUAGUUCUUUAGGCAAUAAAAGACACAUAAAAAGGACCGAAUACUCGUAAUAAUUUAUUUUCGAACAAUUUCUAUCACAAUAUGUUCAUCUAAUGAGUACCAUCAUCAAAAAUUUAAAUUUGGAAAGAUACAACCUAAACUAUUGAGGGAAUGAGAUGCAGAUCUUCACCUGCACCUCACGGGUGGAGAAAGACAGGUGAGGGGAAUGAGGUGAGGAAAGAAGAGGAGCUGAUAGGCUGAGGAAAAUACUGGGAUCAGAACAGAACUGGCUAACUAGCCGAUGCAGGACAGGUGUGCAGCAAAAACAAAUGCUGGAAAGAAGAGUCGAGUAAGAAGAUCACAACUACGGAGAGAACAGAUAGAAGAGUACUGGAAAACA
This is a messenger RNA of Scatophagus argus, 3281 nucleotides long. Its product is annotated as calcium homeostasis modulator protein 2-like. Gene Ontology annotation, molecular function: monoatomic cation channel activity. The record is from RefSeq and is a predicted model, not a curated record. NCBI's taxonomy places the organism in Eukaryota, Metazoa, Chordata, Actinopteri, Scatophagidae. The coding region runs from base 307 to 1278 and encodes 323 amino acids. The transcript has 3 exons.